AUGUACAAUCUUCUUCACCAGCAUCAACAACUUGUACAACACGAAAACGAAAGAACUUAUACGUCACAAUGUUUUGAUUCGAAAGUUAAUGUUAUUUCUCAAUCAUCAAACCCAUAUCAAGAAAUCGAUGAUUAUUUAGCUGCUGAUUUUAGACAGAGUUUUUUUGAUGAUAAUAAUUCUGAUGAUAUUGAUAUUUUAUUAUUUUGGUAA
Rotaria sp. Silwood2 is the source of this 210-nucleotide messenger RNA. The record is from the annotation of a GenBank genome assembly. NCBI's taxonomy places the organism in Eukaryota, Metazoa, Rotifera, Eurotatoria, Philodinida, Philodinidae.